This is a messenger RNA of Ostertagia ostertagi, 768 nucleotides long. The record is from the annotation of a GenBank genome assembly. Lineage: Eukaryota; Metazoa; Nematoda; Chromadorea; Rhabditida; Trichostrongylidae.
AUGUCGAAGUUGGAUAAUGGCUAUGGUAAGGGUCCCGAUAAUGAUCCGAAUAUCCAGUAUAGUAUGAAGGGUGAGUCCCACGCCUACACCGUCGAUCUUAAGCAAAGAGAGCAGAUCUACAGUACGGCUGAUAAAGUAAAGGCUGAAGUUGGCAAGGUGGACAUCCUCAUCAACAAUGCAGGAAUCGUUACAGGCAAGAUCUUUGACUGUCCCGAUGAGCUAAUGGAACUGACAAUGGCUGUGAAUACCCAUGCUCUAUUCUAUGUGACAACCAAGGCCUUCGUACCAGCGAUGAUGGAGGCUAAUCAUGGCCAUGUGGUGACAAUCGCAUCCAUGGCCGGCAAAGUUGGCGUAUCCGGACUGGUCGAUUACUGUGCAUCGAAGCACGGCGCCAUGGGUUUCCACGAAUCUUUGGCAGCUGAACUUGCCACACUCGGCAAGCACGGAGUGAAAACGACCGUUGUUUGCCCAUACUACAUUGAUACUGGAAUGUUCGAUGGAGUUCAAACAAAAUCGCCAACAUUACUGCCAGUUCUGCAGCCGGAAUACGUCGUUGAUUGUAUAAUGGAAGCCGUUCUCACUGAGAAGGAACUCAUCGCAAUGCCUCGUUUCGGCUACGUUGUUAUGUUCUUUCGGCGGAUUUUUGCCAACGAGCGCCUUAGCACUACUUUCACGAUAUUUCGGUUCCAACGAGACCAUGGAGACAUUCCAGAGGUCGCGCAAAGGCUCAAAAUCAAUGGAAUUAGCUUUAUCCUAUAUGUGACUUGA